AUGAGUACCGCCACUACUACUACUACUACUACUACUACUACCAGGGAAAACCCCACCCAGCUGCCUCCCCAAGUCAUCAACUCCAAACCUGCUGUGGGUGCAACUCUUGCUCAGGAAGAUGCCCAGGCCUCCAAACUGCUCAGUCCCUCUACCAUUCGUUCUGUAACGCUCAAUAACCGUAUUGUAGUCUCUCCCAUGUGUAUGUACAGUUCGCAAGACGGCUUCUUUAACGAUUUCCAUGUGGCUCAUUAUGGUCAAUUUGCUAUCAAAGGUGCUGGUAUGAUUAUCAUUGAAGCUACUGCUGUUGAACCUCGAGGAAGAAUCACGCCUGAAGAUGCUGGUCUUUGGUCUGAUGAUCAUAUUCCUCAACUGGCAAAGAUUGUGUCGCUCAUCAAGUCUCAAGGAUCUGUUCCAGCUAUCCAGAUUGCUCAUGCUGGACGUAGAGCUUCUGUCUACUCACCUUUUCAUGGCGCUGAGUGUCUUGUCCCUGAAGAGUUUGGUGGCUGGCCAGCCGACAUCUUUGGACCUACAGGAGAACAAUACAGUGAAGGCUAUGGCAUUCCUAAGCAAAUGACUGAGCAAGACAUGGAGCAAGUGAUCCAACAUUUUGCUGAUGCUGCUGUUCGUGCUGAUAAAGCUGGUGUUGAAGUCUUGGAGAUUCACAGUGCUCAUGGCUUUCUAUUGCACAGUUUCUUGUCUGGAAACUCAAAUCAACGUACGGAUAGAUUUGGUGGUGAUUCCUUGGAGAAUCGUCUUCGAUUCCCACUUGCUGUUGUAGAGCGUGUACGUGCAGCUUGGCCUGCUCAUAAACCACUCUGGGUUCGUCUUUCUGCCUCUGAUCACAAAUCCAAUGAUGGUACGCUCGUAGGUGGUGAAGACGCUGAUGGCUGGGAUAUUCGACAUGCUACUGUUUACGCCAAGAAGCUCAAGGAAAUUGGCGUCGACGUGAUUGAUGUCUCUAGCGGUGGUAACGUCUCUCAAGCGUACUAUUCAGCUGGUCCAUUAUAUCAAGUUCCAUUUUCAGAAUACAUCAAGAAAGAAGCUGAUAUUGCCACUGGAGCGGUUGGUAUCAUCACUGAGCCCAAGGACGCUGAGGAUGUCUUGCAAAAUGGUCAAGCCGAUUACAUAUUGAUUGCCAGAGAGCUCCUAAGAGAUAGUGGUUGGGUCAACCGUGCUUCUAAAGAGCUACAGAUUGAGGUCAAAUGGCCAAAACAGUAUUUGCGUGCUAAUCGUGAAAGAUACCUCAUGACUGUAUCAGCCAACAAAAAAUACGAGUAG
Mucor velutinosus is the source of this 1278-nucleotide messenger RNA. RefSeq lists its product as uncharacterized. The transcript has a single exon. The coding region runs from base 1 to 1278 and encodes 425 amino acids. The record is from RefSeq and is a predicted model, not a curated record. NCBI's taxonomy places the organism in Eukaryota, Fungi, Mucoromycota, Mucoromycetes, Mucorales, Mucoraceae. Gene Ontology annotation, cellular component: intracellular anatomical structure. Gene Ontology annotation, molecular function: NADPH dehydrogenase activity; NADP binding; FMN binding.